Suillus paluster is the source of this 1931-nucleotide messenger RNA. RefSeq lists its product as uncharacterized. NCBI's taxonomy places the organism in Eukaryota, Fungi, Basidiomycota, Agaricomycetes, Boletales, Suillaceae. The transcript has 4 exons. The record is from RefSeq and is a predicted model, not a curated record. Bases 288 to 1931 code for a protein of 547 amino acids.
GGCCCUAUAGAAUCCUUUGGCUGUCUUCGUACCGAGGAUAACCAAAGCGCAGAGUGGACAUGUAAAGAUUCGGUACCUGCCGGUGCUCUCCUCCCAAAGUUAAUUGCGAUGCUGCACAGCAACACCGUAAUGGUGAACAAUGACUGUGCCGCAGGUGGAACAAUGGCUUGUAUCUGCUCCCGAUCGAUCCAACGAUGUUGUGAACUCCAAGAGCGGACCAUCCACCCAAACAAGGCCUGGUGCCAGAACCACUGUGGGUCUGUGGAUGUUUGUAACAGCGGCUAUAUAUGAAGGAUUGUUCAAACGGUCGAGCAUCACCAACAGUUUCUGAGUUAACCAUGCAUCCCGCUUUACUAGUCGACGACAUCGUUCACGCUAUCUUGCAAAAUGUCACGAGAGCGACAGACGUCAUAAAAUUUGCAAGCACUUGUUCUGCUAUCUCUUCUCCCGCCCUCGAUAUACUCUGGUGUACACAGUCGAACUUGGGACCCCUCAUCAUGUGUCUGCCUGAAGACACUUGGAAAGUCGGAAAUGACAAUCUGAUACGCCUUUCCCGCGAACCGCUACCCACGGAAUGGGAACGCGUCAGAAUUAACGCGUCUAGGAUACGCAAGCUCGUCAGCAACCCCAUUGGCCAUCGCAAGCGCCCCCCAACACCGCAUCGCGAUGUCCUACAACAACUUUUCGCCCAGUUUCCGCCCACUUCGCUCUUCCCUAACCUCGUCGCAUUGGAUUUCCAAGUAGUGUUUGACCUUGCGGAGUUUAGUGCAAACUUCUCGCUACUUCGCCAGUUCCUCUCGCCCGGAUUAGAAAUGCUUGCCUUUUGCGUACCGUUAGGCCUCCCGGCGCAUGAGGUACAGCAAUUGGUUGAUGCCUUUCCGGCAGAAGCGUCCGGCCUGCGGCAAUUGGUGAUAUCCGCCAAGUCAGGCGAUUCGCCUUGCCACAUCGACCUCCCUCUUAACAAGCUGGGAAAGUUGAUUACGCUGGACGUAAUCCGCAACGUGUGUCUGACGAGGCAUAGCAUUGCUGAUAUCGGGCGCAUGCGUUCUCUACAAGUCCUGGCACUUACUUUGCAUGAAGAAUCCGGCGUUCUGGAGGACUCACGAUUAACGGGUAUGCCAGUUGAAUUGAGCGCCCUAGACCGCCUCACGCUCACCGCUGAUCGCAUGCAACUUUGCACAUCCUUCCUUCUUCGCGUUAUCACCCCACACUUAUCAAGCAUCAACAUCAAUUACACUGAAUAUGCUACACCGGGAGAGGUCGACAAGCUCGUACUAUCCCUGCAGACGUCUUGCCAAUCCUUUGCUCUCGAAGAAAUAUCUAUUGAACGUUCCCCGCAUCAAGACUUUAACAAGGAGCACAGCCCACUUCCUUCCCACCUUUUCCGGCCCUUGCUCAAGUUCAGAAGGCUGAAGACUGCCAAGUUCUUCGCCAUGGGAAAAUACUGUCUUGAUGAUGCUUUCAUCGAGGAUAUUGCAGUUGCUUGGCCGGAUAUUCACGAUUUACGGUUUGCCUCAAAGGAAACGGUCAAUUCCACUGUCACCUUCGCCGCAAUGCUUUCAUUAGCCUCGCGAUGUAGAUCACUGCGUCUCCUACAUUUAACCUUCGAUGCCACCCAAACGCCCGCACUCCCCCCCGGCCGGCAGAGCGAAGGCGCACCGGACAGAGACCAUCAUUCGUGGCCCAAGCAAACAGCUCUCCGAAUGCUGCAUGUCGGACACUCGAAGGUGUCGACAACGAGAUCUCCCGCGUUCGUCCUGGCUACAGUGUUUCCCAAUCUGCUUAAUAUCGCCUCGUAUCAAACGCCCGGUGUUUCCUAUGAUAUUCAGUGGCGACAAGUAGCAACGCCAUUUAGAUAUUUGGUGAGUCCUCGGGAGGCCGGUCCACGCAUGGCGAAUAUACCGUCUAUGUUUGGGGGAUAUUUGCCGUGA